UGUUUCAUUUUUCUGAUUCCGUGUUUAAUUAAAUCCCGCAAAUAAUCUGAAUACAUUUACAAAGUAUUAAGUACUGAGUAUAGAGUUUACUUGCACUUAACUUGAAUACUUCAUGAGUCCAGAGACUCAGGUGAACAAGAGGACCACGAACUCCUCCAGAGACACUUACUCUUAUUGAGUACAAACCGUUGUCUGGCUCCUAAAUGGUGGAAUGAGCUCCCCAAUUACAUCAGCACAGCAGAAAGCCCCCCCAGGCGUGCAUACAUGCUUGACAACGUCGCGGCAUGCUCCUAAUGAGACAACAAUGGUGUCUUGCGGGAUGUCCUCCCAGAUCUGUUUAAGCUCCUGUAAAGUCUGGGGAGCAACCUGGUGCCGUCUGAUGGACCCAAACAUAAUGUACCAGAGGUGUUCUAUCCGGUUUAGGUCAGGUGACCUGAGGUAUCAACUCCUUCAUCCUCCAGGUACUGCCUGCAUACUCUUGCCUCUGUAAUUCACUCUUAACUAGAAUCACUGGCAAGAAGAUCCUGAAACUACAAUACAUCCAAAACAACGCUGCCAGGAUCCUGAUCCGGAAGUAUGAGCACAUCUUACACUCACUACACUGGCUCCCUGUCAUUCCGGAUUGACUACUCACUCAUAAAUGCAUAAAUGGACAUGCACCACCUGAAAGAACUAUAAUAAUAACACUUUUUAUAGCGUUUUUCAGGGUACCCAAAGAUGCUUUACAAUCUAAGUAUAAGUAAGGGAAACGUACAGACAGGAGAAUUAGAUAGAAACACAAUAAAAAAGAUAGAACUGAAAAUUGAAGGAGUCGUGUAGGGGUUGGGGAGGGCAUUCCAGAGGGGAGGUGCCGACUGCCGCCCCGGCCACCUGAACGUCCUCCGGAGUUCCCCCGGCUGGCCGACCAUCGUCCCAUGGUCCUCUCCCUCCCACCCCUUUGUCUGUUCUCUGCCUGUCCCGCCCGCCCUUGUGUGUCUUGGGGCGUCUGGGAUCCGUCCCAUGAGAGGGGGGUACUGUCAUGGUUUGGGUUUGUUUCCUGUGUUAUUUUGUAGUUCCCUGCCUCUCGUGUCCCUGGUUUAGCUUCACUUCCUUCCCUGUCGUGUCACCCCCUGUAAUUGUCUCCUGUGUCCCUGAUUGUUUCCACCUGUGUCCAAUCACCUGCGCCUUCCCAGUGUAUUUAAGCCGUGUGUGUCUUUUGCCCGCUGUUGAGUCGAAUGUCGUUACCCUGUUUGUGAGUGCCGGAUCGCCGGCCUUAAUUAAAGUACUUUUUGUUUGCAAGUCUGUGGUUGUGCCCUGCUUCCGCCGCCUUGACAGACAUCAGUCCUGCUGACGGGUUGAGGACCUUCUAUGGCCCUGUCCAGCUCUCAGUAACUGCCUGUCUCCCAGAAUUUACUUCACGUUCUGAAGAUUGUGUGGGGAGACACAUCAUAUCUCCUUGCAACGGCAGCGUGGAUGUUCCAUCCUGGAGGAGUUGGGCAAUCUGUGCAACUCCUAUAGGGUUAAGAAAUUGCCUCAUGCUCCCAGUGGUGGUGAUGACUCUAGCUAAAGCAAAAACUUCGAGUCCAGUUCCAAGAGAUCAACAGGGACAAACUUGCCUCCACAUGCAAAACCAGUCCUGUUUGGUUGGGUCGUCUCAUUGUGCAUUUGUUAUUUAUUUCAUCAACACCAAUGCAGCUGAAACUGAUUAACAACCCCCUUGCUACUUACCUGAACAGAUCAUAUCAGAAGUGCAAUUGAAUUCAUGCCCUAACCCUGAUAUAAGAUUGCUCCUUUAAUUGUUUUGAGCAGUGUAAACACACCUCUACCUACUAUACCUGGACUAGGUAGCACUUUAUUUGCUCUUACUUACAGCACUUUGUAGUUUGGCUUUCUUGAAGAAAUGCUUCAUGUCUUGCAGGCUGUGGAUCAGAUGUUUGUUAUGGCAGAACCUGAAGACCAGACUGAGAAGAACCAGAAGUCUCCAGGUUCAGAUUUUUACAUCACCUUUUCCACUAUUUCUUCUUCUCCUUAUCUUUCAUCUCCUUCUACUUCUCGUGUGUGUGUGUGUGUAGAUGGACCUCCCAGUUGUUCAUGUCUGACCACUAAGGAGCUGCAGCAGAACCUGAAAGCCGUGAAGAGGAACGAUCAACCUGUCAAGCUUCUGUUUGAAAUCCCGUCAACUCGGAUCAUCGAAAAAGUUCUGUCCAAAUACGUGGUGUACGAGGUUGUGGUGAUGCGGUCUGGUACCUUCGAUUUGCGUCGCGUGUCCGUGGAGCGCCGCUACAGCGACUUCCUCCGCCUCCACCGAGAUCUGCUGGAGGAGUUCCAAGAGGAGCUGGAGGAUGUGGUCCUCCCACGAAAGCUGCUGAGCCGGAACUUCUGCCCAGAGGCCAUCGCGGGGCGCCGCCUCGCCCUCCAGGACUACUUGGCAGACCUCUACGCCACACGCUGCGUGCGCCAUUCGCCUCAUUUCCACCGGUUCCUCACCCAGCCGGAGCAGAGGCGGGCCCACGGCCUGCUAAGAGCAGGACGGUUCCUUCUUGCCGUGCAGCAGCUGCAGGACGUCCUGGAGAUUGAGGAGAAGCUGCUGCCCUGGCAGAACCCCACCCUGACUGUGCCGACCCUCUCCGCCCUGGCGGUCUGCUACCGUGACCUGAAGGAACCGGAGAGGGCCUUCGCUGCGGCACAGAGAGCGCUGCCACCCACGAGACGCUACGGACUGAACCGUUACCGGGCCUCACUGCUGGAGCUGCUGGUGGACUUGGGUUAUCAGCUAGGAUGUCCUGUGGCUCAGCUACAGGAGGAGCUGAGCCUGCUGAGGGAGAGGGGGGAGGUGAACUCCCACUCCCUGAAGGAGUUAGUGGUCCACGAGUUCACCUGAGUCUCUGGACUCAUGAAGUAUUCAAUGUACUUUUAAACUCACAUGACAUAGCUUCACAGUUUGAUGCUUUUGGAGGAAUUAAGAUAUUACAAUUAACAAUCUGAUGGUCGAUGAGUUGUAGAAAAUGUGUUGACUACUUUGAGAUUUUAAGAUGCAGGUGUUUAUGUCUGCUUAUGUUAAUGUUCACAUACUUGCACGUAUGUGUACACAUUAGGGAGUUUAAAGACUCUGCUCUGUUAAAUGGAUCAGACAUGGGCGGUUUGGUAGACAUGAAGUUUUGUCAAGAGAAUGAGGAAGAGUUGAGCGGAAGGGGAAUGAGACUCGAGACAAACAUGUGAAUAGCAACAAACGAACAAGAACUUGCAACGACAGUACAGACAGUGAGAGAAGGAAGUGAGCGAGUUCAGAGGAUAAGACCUGAUGCAUAUAUUGUCAUAAUAAGGUUUAUGUUUAAGUUCAACUUGUUUGUGCUCACAUCAACUCUGGCAAGUGAGAUAAGGGAGAUAUUAUCUGCCAGGGUGCUAAAUGAUAAACUUAAACCAGUGGUUCUCAAACCUUUUCUGUUGGGGCCCAACAAAAAUGUAACAAAAUGGUCCAUGCUGAAUUUUGAUUGAAAUCAUGACAAUUUGUGACUCCAUGUGUGCUUUUAUUAAUAAUAGAAUAGAAAAUGUAAGUCACUUUCAUGUAAACCAGAUUGCUCCAUCAGACAAAAACAAAUAAAAUGUGCUAUCACUUUAUUGGAACAAUGCAA
Molecule: messenger RNA, 3611 nt
Organism: Gasterosteus aculeatus aculeatus (three-spined stickleback)
Lineage: Eukaryota; Metazoa; Chordata; Actinopteri; Perciformes; Gasterosteidae
Gene: snx20
Product: sorting nexin 20
Biological process (GO): protein transport
Cellular component (GO): early endosome membrane
Molecular function (GO): protein binding; phosphatidylinositol phosphate binding
Source: RefSeq, a predicted model, not a curated record